UUCUCCCCGAGUGCCGCAGAGCGCGCUGCAGUUCUAAAAUGGCGGUUGUGUGGUGUAUCUGGUGAAAGUUCUUCCAAGGUUUUUUAGUUCAUUAGUGGUGAGAGAAGCUGACGGAGCACACGCACACGCAGCCACGUACUUUGGUCACUUUAGAGCAUCUUUAAAAGCCGAAGAUGGUCUGAUACGUGUUUGUUUUGGUGUACAAUGGUGAUAAAUAGUUCGCUCCUAGUGAAUGGAGAAGUGACAUCUCGUUCGAAAUUUUUACUGACCAGAAGCACAACUGCCGCAAAGUCAAUGAAUAAUUUUAUUUUACUGUAUUGUCGUGACUUGGUUACUUAAGGCCGCUGUCUGGCAGUUACUGUUUUCAGUCGUGAACAUGUGAUGUUACCGGUGAGUGUAAACACUGGUGAGCAGACAUGACAUUAACAGCAGAAAUUCUACCGUUAUUUGUUAUGUACACAGAGAAAUAUUUACGUGCAGCGUGCUUUCUGAAAUGUAUACAUAGUUUUGGAGCGCUAAGUUCGUACUGCCUUAUAACGUAAAGUGAGAAAACGCAAUCAACAUUGUAAACCAGUGACUUGUGUAUGAGCUUUAAUAAUGUUAGGACAGCCAAAUAGCCGAGGAAGUGAUAGCGGUUACUGUGAACUUCAACCGGCGAGUGAAAGACAUUUUCAGAUAUGUGAUACAGAUCUAAUUCCGCCCUUGCAUCCGGCAGGGGUGGCAAAGGAAGAUGUGGAAGGGAACAGUGGAACGACAAAAAAUAAUCGGAUGACUGGAUCAUCAUGUCAAGCUUUAAGGCAUGCUGUAUCUGCUCUGAACAGGCUGGACGACUUCACUUGUGAGAAAAUAGGAUCUGGAUUCUUUUCGGAAGUCUUCAAGGUGACGCAUCGAACAACAGGACAAGUGAUGGUCUUGAAGAUGAAUCUUUUGCGGUCAAAUAGGCCGAACAUGCUCAAGGAGGUGCAGCUAAUGAAUAAGUUAUCUCAUCCCAACAUCUUGGGGUUCAUGGGUGUAUGCGUUCACGAGGGGCAGCUACACGCAUUGACUGAGUAUAUCAAUGGAGGCAGCUUGGAGCAGCUUAUUCAGAAUUCUAGUGUGGAACUUCCUCAUCUUACAAGGAUGAAGCUUGCACUGGAUAUAGCCAGAGGAAUGGAGUAUCUGCACUCUCGGGGAGUUUUCCAUAGGGACCUUACUUCCAAGAAUGUUCUUAUAAAGAACAAUGAGGAGUCAGGUGAAAUGGUAGCAGUUGUUGGUGACUUCGGACUUGCUGCUAAAAUUCCAGAUCCAAUGUGUCCAUAUAGAUUACCAACUGUUGGUUCACCUUACUGGAUGUCACCUGAAUGUCUCAAAGGCCAGUGGUACAAUGAAAAGUCUGAUGUAUUUUCAUAUGGUAUAAUCCUUUGUGAACUAAUAGCCCGUGUUGAAGCAGAUCCAGACAUUCUUCCACGAACGGAAAAUUUUGGUCUAGAUUAUUUAGCUUUCAGUGAAAUGUGUGGUCCGUGCCCUCCAGAAUUUCUAAAAUUAGCAUUCUCGUGUUGCACAUUUGAGCCAAAAAGCCGUCCAUCUUUCGCAGAAAUUGUUAUCCGUCUUAAUCGAAUCAUUGCUGAUUAUGAACUCCAGCAGAAACAGCAACAAGAACAGCAGGAAAUACAAAUCUUGGGCUGUGCUUCACUACCAGUAGAUCGUGUCUGUGCUGCAGCACCUGCGGUAGCAGGUGCUCGAAGUGAAGAGGUUAUUUCAUGUGCAGGAACUGGAGCUGCUCCAGAAGAACGUGAUGCUGCACAGCUCAAGAAAGUGUGCCACCGUCGAUCUUGGUCUGAAGAUGUUGGCAACUUGGUGUUCCCAAUGCAUACUGCACCAAGUGAGAAGGCCCGCUGCCAUUUCGUGGUGACACCAAAGCAUGUGGGAGAGAGCAUGGUGCGGCAGGACCCGCACUACAAACCAUCUCGAGCCAAUCCCUUUGCUGCUCUGUCCCAGUUCAGAGGAGUGAAGAAAAUUCUGGGAGGCCUUAAUAAAGGCAGCAGCUCUAGCUCAUUCAUGGCGGGACCAGGAGGAGAUUUGUUUUCGUCGUGCUUCGAGCUGCCAUCACCAUUCUAUGGCCCAACACCUCCAAGUACACCAACAGCAGAAACUGAUUCCAUCCACGAGGCAUCUAUUUCAGGAAUAAAAGGUGACUCAGUUGUCCAAUCCUCACCAGAUGACAGUGAUUCAGCAACUGGUGUGCUGAAAGUUCAGAAGAUAAACCAACCGCUUUCUCUGCCAUCUUCACCUACAAUGAUGCGCAGAAGAAUUUUCUUAAAUAUGAAAAACUUAUCAACACCUCGGCUUACAUCAAGCACUUUUUCUUCAGAUGAAGAAAGUAACAUACCAAAGAAAAAUCAAGUGACAUCAGACAGCGAAAAAACUUGUGGUGAAAUAAAUACAAAGUGUGUUACUGUUGAAGAUAGUGACAUGGAUUCUUCUAAUUUAAUGUUAUCACAUCCAUUGUUUAUAGCUAGUGAGAGUCCGAAGUCUGAAUCACUUUCAGAGACUUGUACAUUACAAGAUUCUCAGCAUACACCACUUUUUAUUAAUCACAGGGUAUGUUCAUCAAGCUUAAAUCUUGCUGAUGCCGGUGUCCUUUUGACAGAGGACCCUGGUGGAGGACUUGGCCUUCCAACCACAUUAAGACGAAGAGGGUCCUGUGAAUCGGGCUUCUUUAGUAGUGUUAGUGAAGAUUUUACUAUUACGGCUGGGGACUUGUUACUGCCCUCUGAGUUUGGAAGUAUUCACACAGUGCCCCGUAGCCAUCAUAACACGUCAUCAGCGACACUCUCGUCUUCCUCAGCAGCAUCAUCGUUGUUUCUGUUGGAUGAUUCUGCAAACUCAACUACUACUGUGAGUUCUUUGAGAUCAGGUAGUGGUGAACUUUGUGACUUUGAUGAACUCAGUACUCCUGGUGGCAUUGUGGCUCGUAGUACACCUCAUCACCAUUCUCUUAUUUAUUCAGCGAAGCGGUCAUCAUCCAUCUAUACUGACAGCUCAGAAGAUAUAUCUAGUUUAGGUGGGAGUGAUAUUUCCUACUGGGAGGACAGGAAUUGCAGUGCACGACCUCGUCACAUAAGCAGAAUAGUGGAAUACUUUGAAAGAAAACAAAGUGGUGCAGCAACAAACACUGUGUCCAGAUUGUCAAGUACUGCAGAGAGAGGCACUUCAGUGUGGGAAUUACCUGAUGGAUCUUUCUCUGUGAAACACCAAAGAGAACUGCUUUUCCAUCAAGGUACUUGUGGGAGCAGGAAUUCACCAGUAGACUUUGCACGUCGUAUGGAAAGCUCAAAUUUGAAUGAUGCUAUACGUUCCUCAAAAAUUGCUCUUCUCCGAAAAUCUUUGGAGAAGGCUGCUAUUGCUCAACAACAGGCUUCUCAUCAUCAAGGGAGGUCUGUACCUGGUGCACAUAAUGAUCGAACUUUGUGCACAAAACGAACUGUUAAUGCAACACAGAGAUUGAUGAUUUGUGAAGGAGCAGUUCGUUCAAAACUGCCACUGUUUGAUAAAAAGUAAAGUGUGGUAAUAAGUCAUAAAAGUGUCCUGCCAUUUAUAAUGUGUUGUUGAUGGUGUAAGUAUAUUUGUAAAAGGGAUAAAUACAAGUACAUAUCCAUCGCAGUUCAACAGCUGUGAAUGUAUCAUAAACUGUAUUACAUUUUAAUUGUUUUAUUCAAUAGCAGUUGCUUUAUUUGAUUUUUAUCAGGGGAUGACCUUCUAAAAAAGGAAAUAAUUCAGUCAUUUUCCUUUUUUCAUAAUACUGUUUACAUAAAAUAUAUUUCUGAAAUUUCAACCGAAAUUUUAGUUUUCUCUUGAAUUGGUGACUAUUUUCUAUGCAUAUAAAAAUUAUUUCACAAUUAUUCCAAUAAGUUAUGUCUACCUCGGAGUACAAUUGUUGGUAACAUACAUACGUUACAUUGUUAUUAGCUUGGUAAAUAAUGUACGCUUCUCAUAUAUUUUGAAUUUUGUGAAUGUACAUGUAUUGUGUUUAUUGUUUGUGUGGCAUGCAUUUUUAUUUCUUAGCAAAAAAAAAUAAAGAAA
Molecule: messenger RNA, 4062 nt
Organism: Schistocerca gregaria
Lineage: Eukaryota; Metazoa; Arthropoda; Insecta; Orthoptera; Acrididae
Gene: cdi
Exons: 8
Coding region: 598-3540 (980 amino acids)
Biological process (GO): actin cytoskeleton organization; protein phosphorylation
Cellular component (GO): cytoplasm; nucleus
Molecular function (GO): protein serine/threonine kinase activity; ATP binding
Source: RefSeq, a predicted model, not a curated record